AUGGCAGAGCCUAUCAAGCAAGAUGGCGCUGCUCAGGCCAGCUCGGCUGGCUCAGCAGAAGCUCCAAAGCCGGCUGCGACGAAGCCUGCGAAACCACCAAAUCCAGUUUUUCGAAUGAUGGGCUUGCCGAACCUGCCUCGAAAACUACCGUCAAGGAACUGGAUGAUAUUCUGGACUGUGCUUGUCUCGUUCACAGCUGCCAAAAUGUACGACACGCGACAGAAGAAAGCUGCGCAGAAGAAGUGGUGCGAUCUAGUCGCUCACAUCGCGCAAGAGAAGCUGGAUGUGCGCCAAAUGCCUAGGAAGCUGACCGUCUUUCUGUCAGCUCCACCAGGAGACGGACUUGGUCCUUCGAGACAGUAUUUCAAGGACUACGUCAAACCUAUCUUGGUCGCUGCGUCCAUGGACUACGAAGUGAUAGAAGGUCGAAAGGAGGGAGAUGUGAGGUAUGGGACUGCAGAGCAGAUACGCAGGCUAAGGCGGAAGAAAGGCGAGAAGGGCCUGACAGAACCUGAGAUGGAUACAGCAAUGGCCAUCGACCUGAUGAGGGAGCGAUUAAUGCUUCAACCAGAACCAGGUGUAAAAGGAGACUUGGUCUUAGGGCGACAUACUUGGAAAGAAUAUGUCAGGGGUAUACAUGAGGGAUGGCUAGGUCCAUUGGAUGAGCCACCAGAACUAAAUCCUGAACCCUCGCCCACCCCUGCGAUAACACCAGAGCCAUCCCCUAUACAUCCUCCUACUGAGUCACGGACCGAAAAUCCCGGGGCAACCACAUCCCCCGAGGCCGUGGAGCAGAUUUCUGCGGACGAGGACAAGAAGCCUGAAGAGAAAAAAGAGGAGGAAAAGAAAAAGAAGCCAUAUCCGCCUCCUGCCUAUCUACCCAUUCACCAAUACUCGGGAUCACCAUUGUCGCCUCACAUUCCUACAGUCCUGGAACCAUCCGAAGCAAUACAUCAACAACACCUGCUAGGCUUCCUCAAAACACCUCAGAGGAUAUACAACUGGCUCAACAGAAGAACAUUGCAGGACCAAAUAGGUCGACAAACAGCAGCCAUAGUCCUCGCAAGUAACAGACCCUACCAGCACGACGAGUCCUUCGCCAUGCCCGCGACACUUCCCUCUGAAUCUAGCGCCCCAGUUGCCACAAGGGCACCUGAAAACGAUCAGCUAGACACUUCACCACUCCAGACCUCCUCAAACUACGAACAACAAGGACUUUUGACAGAAGAAGAACAUUACUGGCAUAAAUCAGUGCGACAAGCACCUGCGGAUGCCACUAAAGAGCAAAUAUACAUCGCAGAUAUCGUGUUCGAUCCACGAAUUGCAGACCGUAUGAGAAAGUUUGAGCUCGAUCAUGAGCAGGAAGAACGAGCACAAAAAAUCGCCGCAGGAGACGAAAGCGCCAAAUGGGCAGUCCCUGUGCAAGACUUGAGGAGUAAGAAGCCGAUUGUCACUGCUGAUGAAGAUUCGAUGGCAUGA
This is a messenger RNA of Lithohypha guttulata, 1479 nucleotides long. RefSeq names its product mitochondrial import inner membrane translocase subunit tim54 (gene TIM54). Gene Ontology annotation, biological process: sphingosine biosynthetic process; phosphorylation. The transcript is spliced from 2 exons. Bases 1 to 1479 code for a protein of 492 amino acids. Lineage: Eukaryota; Fungi; Ascomycota; Eurotiomycetes; Chaetothyriales; Trichomeriaceae. The record is from RefSeq and is a predicted model, not a curated record. Gene Ontology annotation, cellular component: intracellular membrane-bounded organelle; membrane; cytoplasm.